Fonsecaea nubica is the source of this 2112-nucleotide messenger RNA. Its product is annotated as IRE protein kinase. The record is from RefSeq and is a predicted model, not a curated record. The transcript has a single exon. Bases 1 to 2112 code for a protein of 703 amino acids. NCBI's taxonomy places the organism in Eukaryota, Fungi, Ascomycota, Eurotiomycetes, Chaetothyriales, Herpotrichiellaceae.
AUGGAUGUGCGUCAGCCCGGCGAUUGUAAAAGCUGCCUUGAAAUAAACAUCGAAAACCUGAUCAAGCCGUCCGAUUGCUAUAAGCAAGGGAAUGGAUAUCAACACAGCAGCCCGCUGCGAGAACUGGCGCUCUCGUCAAAACACUGCUUAAUCUGCUCAAUAUUUUUGAGAGCCAUCACCAAGAGCAAACAUUUUAAGGAUUUGGAGUUACAACUAGAUCAAAAUGAGUUAUGGCUCAAAUUGGUCUAUUGGGGUGAAUGCCGGUAUGCGUGUACCCUGCAAGUUGUCGCUAUAACCGGCCAGCAGCCAGCGAGCACAGUUGUUGACACCGAUUUCAAGGUUUCUACACUGAAGGACGACCCUGCAGCACUAGUUGACCUUACUGGACUUGAUGGCUAUAUUGGCGCAUCUCGACUCCCGUGGAGGGAGGAUGUUGGGGAAACGACAAAGUCAAAUAGCAGUUUUGCAACAGCAAAUCGAUGGCUGAAGGACUGCCUGGCGGGAAACCAUGUACCUGGGACUGGGAUCAAUAUGCGACGGAGGCUUCACUCAUUCUCGGCCAUUGAUCACGAGCGAGUGCCUGAACAUCCUCGACGUCUAAUAGACUGUUUUGCGGACACCCGUUUUCGUGGUAUUCACGAUCUGCGCCCCCACAACAAUCAAAGUGAUGAUCAGGCUUCUUGUAAGCUUGUUGAUGCAACCAAACAUCAUCAGCCUUAUGCUUGUCUGAGUUACUGCUGGGGACCAGCUGAAAACACUCCCUGGGUGACGACUUCUUUCAACGUCGCACGAAGGAAAAUCUCGAUCGAUCAAGCGGCUCUCCCGAACACUUUAAAAGAUGCUAUCCACAUCAACCGUCGUCUGAACAUUCGUUACCUGUGGAUCGAUGCGCUAUGCAUUGUUCAAGAUAGUCAGGAUGAAUGGUUGAUUGAAAGCACCAAAAUGGACUCUAUUUACGGUGGAGCUCUUGUAACAAUAUGUGCAGGCGCAUCAUGCUCAAGCGAAUCGGGGAUAUUCAACAGCAAGAGUGUUUCGGAUUUCGAAGCUCGUUCCGAAAUAAAACAGGCUUUUCGCAUAAAGAGCAGACUCCAAGACGGCCGCACUAGUGUCCUCGAAUUUUCUGCAGAUCACUGGGAGGAUUCGAAUCCCAUCCAAGGCCAAGAAUAUCGACGGGGCUCAUUACAAGCCCGGGGUUGGUGUUGUCAAGAACGCCAUCUGUCACGCCGAAAAAUAUUUUAUGGCUCAAGCCAGUUAUAUUGGGAAUGUGAUCAUUUGGUCCUGAAGGAAGACGGCAGCUUCGACUAUGACUAUGUCGAGCCAUUGGGCCAUGAUGCCACUCCGAGUCAACAAAUUGAUACCCCACAACAACUUGCUCUUUCAUGGUACAAUGAUAUAAUCGCGGCCGACUAUUCUACUCGUCAGUUGUCCCGGCCAAGUGAUAAACUGAUAGCUAUAGCAGGGCUAGCUAAAUAUGCCUCGAAGAUGAUGGGGUCAACUUAUAUUGCAGGAGUCUGGUCACAUGCGAUUCGCGAGGGCUUAUUGUGGAAACGCAAUGCUUCUACUGGGCGACAUCAGGAAACAUAUCGUGCUCCAUCUUGGUCAUGGGCAAGCCAAGAUUCUGCGAUAAGAUUCGCGGCUCUAGGUGUUUGUGACUUUAGAUGGUAUAGUGAGGUAACCUCCACUACCACCUACUAUCGAACAACGGACGAGUUUGGAGCUAUUGAAUCUGCGCAUAUGACACUGAGAGCAGCACUCCUAAGAGGAAGGGUGGACAUGCCACCAUUUGACGCUUUGGCGAGAAUGGAAUACGACAUGGCCUUCCAUUUGGAUGGAAUCGGCCAUGGCUACGCACGCAUGGAUGACAGCCAAUUCUUCUCAGGGCAAGUCAUGGCCGCGCCUUUAUGCGAACCGUCCCUUAGCAGAAACCGUCCGUACUUCCUCGUGCUCGAAGGACCGACAGAGAAGAACGAGUACAGGCGAAUCGGACUCGGGUGGGUCGAUGUGCGGUGGCGUUCUCUACUCACGAGGUCUAACCGGGAUAUGCACCCACUGAAGUCGGUGGACGCAAUGCAAUUAAGUAAACUGCAGAAGACGGAGCUUUUUUUGAUUUAG